GGUAACGUGGACUGGGAUUAGACUGGUGCUGCUUGCAGUCGCUCCUUAAGUGCCUUUACCAAAAAGUUCUGUCUGAUUUAUUUUUCAGCUCUCGCCUUUUCUAUAUGCAGGCACCAGUUCAGGUCGACAUUUCUUUAUUUCGAAUUACAUUAUUUUAAUGACUAGUUUAGGUUUGUGCUUCGUUUGACUCAACACUUCUCUCUAUAUGAAGUUUUAUUAGCUUCAAUUAUAGCAAGCUAACGUUAGCUAGAGCAGGGUCUCUGUCUCGUCAAUUGAAACCAUUUAACGUUACUAGCUAACAUUUGAUUGAUAAAGCUGGGACAGUUUUGCAAUGAGUUCUCAACGGGAGCAAGGUGCACGCUCACCUAGACUGGAGGCUGUGAUUCAGAAGUUGGAGGAGUCCUUGCUUCACUCUGACGGCAGCUCAGGAGAGAGGAAUCUGACACUUCGAGGUGAUGGAGAGGAGUCCAGUAUCACGCCUACACCCGUUUCCACCCGCAUCCGCCAGAUCAUCACCCACAACCUGGCGGAGCAGCCAGCUAGUGAGAGCUCUGAGGUCAGCGAGCUGGAGGAGAGCAGGGCCCUGAGGGAGCAGCUGUCUCCUGGCCAGAUGGACCGUGACCAGCUGCUAGUCAAGCAGGCCAGUCUCACAGACAGGCUUGAUCAGAUGCUGAUGCUGCAGUCAGCAGUGGAUUCAGACCAGGACAGUGUAUCACCAGGAUCCCUGCAAUUGCAGAACAAGGAGAGAGCUUACAGGCAAAAACUGAGGGUCUACCAGGAGGCCCAGCAGAGACAAGCCCAACUUGUUCAGAAGCUGCAAACCAAGGUUCUACAGUACAAGACGAGGUGUGGGGAACUGGAAGCGCAGGUGCUGGAGAAGACCUCUGAGUCUGAGAAGAUGAGAUUGUUGCUGCAGGCCCACCUGGAUUCAGCCCAGCGUCAGCAGCGGGCAGAGCAGGAUCUCAACAUGGUAAUCCAGAAUAAGUCUGCUCAGCUGGAGGAGGAGCAGAAGAGGUGUGCCAGCCUCAGCCAAGUCAACUCUAUGCUGCGGGAACAACUGGAGCAGGCAGGCACUGUCAACCAUGGACUAACAGAGAGCUUGUGGAAGGCCCGUGGAGACGUGGAGUUGUGUGAUACCCGUCUGCGCAGAGAGCAAGAGACGUGCGCCUCCCGGCUGAGCCGCGAACAGGCUCGUGUCAGAGCACUAUGGCGCCAGGCCGCUUCCCUGCGGAGCACUUUCACCCAGCUAAGGACUUUCACUGACAGGACUCUGUCCGAUAUGCGCGGGGAGUGUGUCUCUGCCAGCCGGCAGCUGCAUGUUGCCUGCAUGAACUUAGAGGCCAAAGUAACGCAGGAGAGCACCUCUAGUGGUGUGGAGACGUCAGCACUGGAGAGGCAGCUGAAAGACAAGUUGAAAGAAGCCAUGCAGCUUCAGGGUCGCUGGGAUGCAGAGAAAGUCGAACUUAACUCGAGAAUCCUGGAACUGACUGACAGGGUGAAGUACCUCCACAGCAGGAGCAGUGAGAAGGAUGCCAGCCUCAACACCAUGCAGAUCAGUCUGGACAGGAUGGAGACAAGGAGAACAGAGGAUAAAGCAGAGAUGGAGGUCAUCCACACAGAGAUCCAAGCCCUCCAAAAGAUUUUAUGCCACAUCCAGCAGUUGGUUGGCAGCGAGGGUGAUAGCAGUGGAUCUGAAAGUGUGUCCUCCUCACCUCUUCAUGGCCGGUCUCCUCUGAGGAACACUACCCUGAUGGCUGUGCAGAGUGCUCUCUCCAAGCACCAAAAACAAACACAGUUUCUCUGCCUACACACAACAAACACCGCACCCGUGUUCAAACCACAGGACCUGCAUGGGCGUCUGGAUGCCGCUCUGGAGCAAGUGGACACACUGCGAGAUCACCUGCAGGAGAGGGACGUUGAGAGGAGAGAGCUGGAGCAGAGGAUCCAGGAAGUAAGGAGGGAAAGUCAGGAGGCUAAAAAAGCUCUGGAGGAAAGCCUCAGAGACAGCAACAGAUAUCACUGCUCCCUGGAGCUCAUCUCCAGCGAGAAACGCAGCCUGGAGAAGCUGCUGUCAGAGGUGCAGCAGGAGGUGGACUCCCAGGGUGCUGAGCUGGAGGUACUGCGGGGCUCAUCGCUGGAGCUCCAGAGACAGCGGGACCUCCUGAGGCAGCAGAGGGAGGAUCUGGAGAUGCAGCUGUCACGCCAGCGCACUGAGGCCCAAAGAGGCGAGAGGAGUCUGGAGGAGCUUGAAAUAAAGCACUCAGAUCUGCGUAGGGAGCUUGUGACAGUAAAGGAGGCUCUGAGUCAAAUCACCCUGCAGAAGGAGGUGCUGGAGGAUGAUAAGGCCAGCCUCGCUCUGGCUCUCAGCAAGAUGGAGUCCCAGAGUGCUGCACAUGAGUUAGCCCUCACCAAACUGCAGAACCAAGAGGCUGCUCUAAAAGACUCUCUUGCCAAAAUGGCUGCCCUGAGCGAAGGCUUAGCCAAAGACAAGGUGGACCUCAAUCGUAUUCUGCUGCAGACAGAAGGUGAGAAGGCAGAGCUUGCUGAACGUAGACGGGAAGCUGAAGUAGAGCGGGCAGCGGCCAGGGAGGAUACAGCACGGGUGCAACAGGAGAUGAUGAAUCUGCUUGCUGAGAAACAAGCCCUGGAGAGCUCCCACAGCCACUUGCAGGAUCUCUGCCAGAAGCUAGAAGCUGAGCUGAGCCUGCUGCAGAAGGAAAACGCUCAGGCCCUGGAGCAGCACUCCCAGGUCAACAGGCAGAUGCAGACUGUGUCAGAGGAGCUUUGUGCGUGCAGGAAGGAGCUUGAGACACAGACCACAGCCCUAAAGAGAGCUACCCAUGACAGGGAGGAGCUGGCCAAGGACAAGGCUGCUCUGGACGUCAAGCUAAACUCCGCUGACCGAAACGCCUGUGGUCUCACGCAGGAGUUGGUUGCACUUAGAGCAGAGAAGGAGUCCCUGGAGACGGCUCUGUUUGAGAGCCAGGAGCUUGCCUCGUCUCUGGAGGCCGAGUGCACCAGGAUGGCGGGGGAGAGGCGCAGCUUGCUCCUGGCUAACGAGGCCUUGACGCGUGAUGGUGCUCGGAUGCGUGUGGAUGCUGAGCGCCAGUCUGCACUAGCUGAGCGAGAGCGGAGUCAGUUGGAGGAGAAGCUGGCCCAGGUAGAGAGGAAUGCCCUGCUGACCCUGAACAGCAAAGCGCGAAUUCACAGAGAGCAGCUUGAAGCUGAACGCCGACAAAAGGAGCAGCAGUAUGCAGACCUGAUGGUUCAGCGGGAGCAGUCUGAGGAGCAGCUGCGCAGACAGUGUGAGGAGCUGCGUGUGCAAAGCCAGAAGGAGCUGCAGCAGGUGCAAGAGGAGCUGACAAGGCUGCAGCAGGACUUCAACCAUAGCCUCCUGCAGGCUGAGAGUGAAAAGCAGCAGGCUUUAUCCCAGAAGGAGGCGGAGAAGGUGGCCCUUACGGAGAAGCUAGCCACCAUGCAGCAGGACUUGGCCACUGCAGGCAUGGAGCUUGAGCGCAUGCAGAGAGAGGCACUUAGCAAACAGGAGCAGGAUAAGAAUGCAAGGGCUGUCCUUCAGUCUGAGCUGAAAGACUUGCAGGCUCAAUUUGAAGAGUCCUUGAACUCCCAUGACAAUAUCAAGAAGAGUCUAACGGAGCAGGUCAGAGAGUUGAACCAACAGAGAGAACACACACAACAGGAGUUAGAAGGCCUUCGUCGGCAGCUGCAGGAGGCAGAGGAUGGACUUAUUAAAGUGCAAAGGGAGCUGAUUGAGGCUCACAGAGAGCUCCAGGAGUGUGCCCAGGAUCGGGACAAGCAAAGAAAAGAAUCUCUGGACCUGAGAAGGCUCUUGGGUGAUGAGACCAAAGAGAAAGAGGCCAUCCAAGCCUCUAACCAGGAACUAAGAGCUUUCGUCAAAAGAGCAGAGAGUGACAACAGCAGCUUGAGGCGAGCUGUGGAGGAGAGGGAGCAGAAAGUGGCCGUCUUAGAGGAUUGUAAGAGCUCGAUGCACCAGGAGGCAACCACUCGACGGAGCAGUAUGAGAGAGCUGGAGAAGUCUCGCCUGCAGGCACGCAGAGAGCUACAGGAGCUGCGCAGACAGCAGGUAAAGGUCCUCGAAGGCGAGAACGGCCGGCAGAAACAGGAGCUGCGAGAGCUGCAAGCCCGGGUAUGUCAGGAGGAGCAGAAGGAGGAGGAGGCAUGUCGCGAGGCUUUCACUCUCAAGCAGAGAGUGCUGGAGUGCGAGGCUGGCAGAGAAGCAGCGCUGAAUGAGGUUGCAGGUCUGCAGCGCCGUGUAGUGGAACUGGAGACAGCGGAGCAUCAGAACCGAGAGCUGCUGCAGGAAAGAGAGGCUUAUCAGCAGCUGUGUGAGGAGAGGCACAGAGACACAGCUGACCAGCUGGGGGAAGCACUAGAAGACGCCAGGAUCCAGGUGAAGGAACUCUCUGUGCAGGUUGGCCUCGCUGAAAGCAAGGUUCAGGGCCUGGAAGAGCAGCUGGGCCUGGCCGAUGCCAAACGCAGGGACUUAGAGCUCAAGUUGGCGGGGUUGUAUUCAGCUCUCCGCCGCACUGUUGGCACCUGCUGUACAAGGCUUUCAGGCACACCUGGGUCCCGUAGACGCUCUCCCUCUCCCUGGAGAAACCACCUGCAAGUAAAAGGGGGAGACAGUGUGACAGACGGAUCUGUGUUGUCUCGAGGUGACGAUGAAGAGCUGGACGUGGACUCAGUGCACACAGCCCUACGUGAAUUCCAGCAGGAAUUCAGGGACACACAAAGAGACAGGGAUGAAGCCAAAGCUCAGAUAGUUAGUCUAACUCAGCAGGUGACAGAGCUCCAGAGCAGCCAGGACAAGACAGCCACCCACCUGCUACAACUACAGAAGUCCUUGAAGCAAUCAGAGCUGGGAAAAAGAGCCAUGGAAGAACGAUUGCACGAGGCGCAUUCGUCCCUUUCACAGCAGGAAGAAGUAGCCCGUCGUACAGAGAGGGAGAAGAGAAACCUUGAGGAGGAGGUAGCUAAAUGCAGGACGAGUCUGCAAGAGGCUGAAGCAGAGUCCAGGGCACUGCAAGACAAGUUGGAGCUCUUGCACGGCUUAGAAUCCCGUGCAAAUGUAGAACAACGGAAGCUGAAGGAGUGUCUGGAAGCAGCAGAGAACAGGGCGAGCCGCCUAGAGCUCUCCCAGCGUACCCUUGAAGGUGAGCUACAAAGGGCCCAGCUCAGGGCAGCAGAGCUGGAUGCAGAAGCAGGAGCACUGCAGGAAAGACUGACAGAACUGAGGCGGAAGCUAGGUGAGAGCGAGGACCGGUGUGCAGCGCUGAGGGUCAACGAGGAGAGGUUGGCCACGACACUGGCUCGAGCUGAGCAGCACGAGAGCCAGCUGAGAGAGCAGAUCCACAAGUUGUCAAACACCCUCAGUGACAACAGGAGCAGCAGUGGAGCCCUGCAGGAGCAGGUCACACAGUUGCAGAGGGCUCUGACGGCCAGUGAGCAGGACCGAAGACUGCUGCAGGAGCGUCUGGAUAAAACACGAGAUGCCCUUUCAGAGAGUAAGAGGCUGAAUCACAAACUUACAGAGCAGAUCCAGAACCUUCAAAGGGCCCAAGAGGACUUAGAGCUUAAAGAUUCUGAGCUGGAGAAACAUAACAGGACACUGAAGGAGAGCCUGAGGCAACAGCAGGAAGCUGAACUGCAGGCCCAGGGGAGUUCCCAGCAGCUGCAGCGAGAGAAGGAGGAACUCCAGGACAAGGUCACCAAUCUUCAGACCUCUUUGCAUAAGCUACAGAGUGACAGAGCAGAGAUGGAGAGGGUGCUGACACGCCUUGGUAAAGACAAGUCAGCACUCAGAAGGACACUGGAAAAGGUGGAGAUGGAGAGGCUGAGGAGGGAGGAGGAGGCGGUGGCGGCAGCCAGAGAGAAGGAGCAGUUGGAGCAGGCAGUCCGCAGCCUGGAGCAGGAGCUGACUGAAAAGCAGGACGAGGUUCAGGCUGUGCAGGCCCAAAUCUCCCAGUUAGAGCACUCUCAUGCACAGCGCCUCCUGGAGGUGACAGCCCACCAUCACCAGGAGUUGGAUUUAGAGACAGAUCGUCUGAGAGGCAGUCAGCUCCAAGUGGAGAGGGCUUUGGAGACCAGGGAGAAGGCCCAUCGCCAGAGGGUCAAAUGCCUGGAGGAACAGUUGCUGACUCUGAAAGAGCAGCUAGAUCAGGAGACAAGAAGACGACAAGCCUAUUUCAAUCAGAUGCUACAACCUGGUGUGUAGGUAGAGACCCUGCAGUGACGUAUAUAGCACCUCUGGGUUCCUCUGGCUGCUUCCCAACAACAUUAUACAGGCUACGUCCACAUAUGGAAGCGCACACAAACACACUCCUUAGGCGUUUGCUCCCACCCAUGCACAUGUGCACACCGGAUUACAUUAAUCUGCAGGAAAACUCAACAACAACAAACAAUGAGUGUUUUGUUUAUGAGUGGACUAGAUGUGCCAAAUUGUUUUAAGGAUUUCCUCUGGCUCGCUACAGUCUGUUUGUGCUGUGUCAUUUUUUCUAUUUUUUUCUUAGUUGGUGCUUUAUUCUACUCUUAUGAUUGUUCGUAUACUCAUUUGUCAUAUUGAUUAUCAUGUACCAGUUUUAUAUGUCCUAAUCACUGUUUGUAUAUCCUAAUGGGAAUAAUAGCCAAAUAUUUGCAAUAACUGUUUGCAGAUGUUCCUGGUGCUGUGAUUUAUUAGUGUUUCAGGUCAUGUCAUAAAGAUUCUAUAGUGUUAACUCAUUUAUUUUAUUGUGUGUUGUAUUUGCCUCAAUCAAUAGUUGUCUGUGCAAAAGAUUGUUUUUAAUAAACUGGGUGUGUCAUA
Molecule: messenger RNA, 6838 nt
Organism: Dicentrarchus labrax (European seabass)
Lineage: Eukaryota; Metazoa; Chordata; Actinopteri; Moronidae
Gene: crocc2
Product: ciliary rootlet coiled-coil, rootletin family member 2
Exons: 36
Coding region: 332-6253 (1973 amino acids)
Source: RefSeq, a predicted model, not a curated record